Messenger RNA from Piliocolobus tephrosceles (Ugandan red Colobus), 982 nucleotides. RefSeq names its product taste 2 receptor member 4 (gene TAS2R4). The record is from RefSeq and is a predicted model, not a curated record. Gene Ontology annotation, biological process: G protein-coupled receptor signaling pathway; detection of chemical stimulus involved in sensory perception of bitter taste; sensory perception of taste. The transcript has a single exon. Gene Ontology annotation, molecular function: G protein-coupled receptor activity; bitter taste receptor activity. The coding region runs from base 42 to 941 and encodes 299 amino acids. Lineage: Eukaryota; Metazoa; Chordata; Mammalia; Primates; Cercopithecidae. Gene Ontology annotation, cellular component: membrane.
CACUAUCAGCACCACAACUUCUGAAUUCUCAAUGAGUAAAGAUGUUUUGGUUAUUCUAUUUCUCUGCUACUAUUGCCUCAGUUAUUUUAAAUUUUGUAGGAAUCAUUGUGAGUCUGUUUAUUACAGUGGUCAAUUACAAAACUUGGGUCAAAAGCCAUAGAAUCUCCUCUUCUGAAAGGAUCCUGUUCAGCUUGAGCAUCACCAGGUUUCUUAUGCUGGGACUAUUUCUGGUGAACACCAUCUAUUUUAUCUCUUCAAAUAAGGAAAGGUCAGUCUACCUGUCUGCCUUUUUUGUGUUGUGUUUCAUGUUUUUGGACUCAAGCAGUCUCUGGUUUGUGACCUUGCUCAACAGCUUGUACUGUGUGAAGAUUACCAACUUCCAACACUCAGUGUUUCUCCUGCUGAAGCGGAAUAUCUCCCCAAAGAUCCCCAGACUGCUGCUGGCCUGUGUGCUGAUUUCUGCUUUCACCACUUGCCUGUAUAUCACACUUAGCCAGGCAUCACCUUUUCCUGAACUUGUGACUGAGAGAAAUAACACAUCAUUUAAUAUCAGUGACGGCAUCUUGUCUUUAGUGGUUUCUUUUGUCUUGAGCUCAUCUCUCCAGUUCAUCAUUAAUGUGACUUCUGCUUCCUUGCUAAUAUACUCCUUGAGGAGACAUAUACAGAAGAUGCAGAAAAAUGCCACUGGUUUCUGGAAUCCCCAGAUGGAAGCUCAUGUAGGUGCUAUGAAGCUGAUGAUCUAUUUCCUCAUCCUCUACAUUCCAUAUUCAGUUGCUACACUGGUCCAGUAUCUCCCCUUUUAUGCAGGGAUGGAUAUGGGGACCAAAUCCAUUUGUCUGAUUUUUGCCACCCUUUACUCUCCAGGACAUUCUGUUCUCAUUAUUAUCACACAUCCUAAACUGAAAACAAUAGCAAAGAAGAUUCUUUGUUUCAAAAAAUAGUGGAAUUUCAGUAAACAAUACCUAGAUUCACCUGAUGGUUU